This is a messenger RNA of Grus americana (Whooping crane), 1802 nucleotides long. RefSeq names its product mitochondrial ribosomal protein S16 (gene MRPS16). Gene Ontology annotation, molecular function: structural constituent of ribosome. NCBI's taxonomy places the organism in Eukaryota, Metazoa, Chordata, Aves, Gruiformes, Gruidae. Bases 139 to 537 code for a protein of 132 amino acids. Gene Ontology annotation, biological process: mitochondrial translation. The record is from RefSeq and is a predicted model, not a curated record. The transcript has 3 exons. Gene Ontology annotation, cellular component: mitochondrial small ribosomal subunit; ribosome.
GCCUCUGCUCCCGGGGGCUGCGGGAGAGGAGCAGGCCGCUCCCUGGCCCCGCCGCCCGCCUAAGGCUGCGCUGGCCGCCGCGCUUCCGGUCCCUCUUACGUCAUCGCGCCGCGUCGCAGACAGGGCCCGGCCGCCGUCAUGGUACAGCUCGGUAGCCGCCUCCUGAAAGGCUACCGCGGCGGGCACGUCGUGAUCCGCUUCGCCCUCGGAGGCUGCACCAACCGGCCCUUCUACCGCAUCGUGGCGGCGCACAGCAGGCGCGCCCGCGACGGGAAGUACCUGGAGCAGCUCGGUUGCCUCGACCCGCUGCCCAACGCCCACGGCGAGAGGGUGGCGGGGCUCAACCUGGAACGGCUGCGCCACUGGCUGGGCUGCGGCGCGCAGCUCUCCCGGCCCGCCGAGAAGCUCCUGGGUCUGGCGGGGUUCCUGCCGCUCCACCCCAUGACGGUUACCGGAGCCGAGAGGCUGCGGCGGCGGCGGCGAGCGCAGGAGGCCGUCGCGCCCCCUACGGACGGCUCGCCCGGCGACGCGCCCUGAAAGACGCCCCGGCCGCGGGGCUACCAGGCGGCCCAGGACGGCACCGGCCCGCCCCGAGGAUGCACCCCACCACCUCAGGGCAUUUGACCGCAUUAAAGUGUCCUUUGCACACUCUACACACUCUAUGCUGUGCGUGCGCUGUUCUGUCCAGACUCGGCUCCGAAAAGUUUACUAUUGCUGCCGAAUUAGGUGCGGCAAAUAAAAAAGGAGCUUUCCUACUAUAAUGCAGGUACAGCACCAUUCCAGUAGGCAUACGCGCCUUUUUCUAAAGGCACAGUAUUAGCUGUAGCACAUUGCUUUCUGCAGCAAUGACGUGACUACUGCCAGCUUCCGUUUGCCGUGCUCGUCAAGCGUUUUGACUCCUGGCUCUGAUUUACCGUAACGAGUCAGUCCGUCGGUCCGGGAGAGGCCUGCGCAGACAAAUGCAAAUGGCACUGCAGCUGCUUUUCUGUUUAGUUUCUCCAGAGAAGUUCUGGGUCCAUUUAUUCACAUACAAGCAGAAGGGAAAGACUUCUGUCUCGGGGAAAGAGGGAGCAGGGCUUGCAGUAAGCGACAGACGGGUCUUACUGCUUUGUCACGUAUUUGACCCUGUCCUUAGAAGCAAGAAACCCACUGAAGUCUCUCUCCUACCUUAGAUACGCCGCUUGCUUUUUGGGGUUUCCUUUGGCGUAGCUCUUACACGACUCUACAAAGGUCAGGCAAAGACAGGUUUCCAGUUUUGCGUCCCGAUAGGGCUUGUAGCGUAACCACUCCAACAGAGGAAGAAUAGACAAAAUGCUCAAAGAUAAAGGGGCGCGCUUGCUUUUAACAAAAUCACAAUACUGAGAACAGGCAGUUCUGCUUUCAGAUAAAAGAGUAGAUGAUUAAAAAACUGCUCUUAGAAGCAGAUGAGGCUGUGAAAGGUGGCAUUGCUUUUCUAAUACCUCCCCCUUCUUCCAUAUAUUUGAUAGGUUCAGAGUCCCAUUUUAUAUUAAAAAGUGGUGACUGUACUCUGGUACAGGGUUUCUAGGAAGUUCCUCUCAGGCUUACUCUAGAUUUCCUUGCUGCAAAGGUAAAGGUUUGCAUCUGCGCUGUUCUUCCCAUUGUAAUCUAAAGGUACCGCACAGCUUCCCCUUUCUGGAGCUUUCCGCUUUGAACACAAGAAGGUAGGUCCGUAAGGUUUCUUUUGAGCCAGUUUGGUGGAGGCCUGCCUUUAUUUUUUCCUGUUAAAAAAACACCCACUGCUUUGUUACUAAAUAAAGAAUCCCACAAUCAUACACGAGGCA